CUUCCUGUGACGGCACGGACUACGUGAGCGCCGCUCUGUGCCAGACGCUGGAGAGCUAGACAGUGAGGGAAGGAGCCAAGGAGGAAACCCUGAGGAGUGAGUGACUGCUUCUAAACAACGGGGAUCAUAUCGGACAUAUUGCUCAUCUUAGCUGUGGCUACGAAGUCAGAACGGCGAGACAUACGGGUUGGCUGAUGACCGGUGAGAUAACCAGCUCGUCUUAGGCUCGCUCAUCGAAGUUUGGGCUGUAGAAGUUCACAGCGACUCGGCCAUUACCGCUGUCACCGGGACGCUCUUCUUCCGUUGCCACAGCCCGAAGCCACAGAGGCAGAAAACAUGGUGUCCUGGAUCAUUUCGAGAAGCGUUGUACUGCUGUUCGGGACCCUGUAUCCUGCAUAUUACUCUUACAAAGCUGUCAAGACCAAAAAUGUCAAGGAAUAUGUGCGAUGGAUGAUGUACUGGAUUGUUUUUGCCCUCUACACUGUGGUGGAGACUAUCACUGACCAAACAGUAGCAUGGUUUCCUCUGUACUAUGAGCUGAAGAUAGCCUUUGUGGUAUGGCUACUGUCCCCCUACACCAGAGGAGCCAGUCUCAUUUACAGAAAGUGUCUGCACCCACUGCUGUCCUCCAGAGAGAGGGAAAUAGAUGAGUACAUUGUACAGGCCAAAGAGAGAAGCUAUGAAACCAUGGUGAACUUUGGCAAGCAGGGACUGAGCAUCGCAGCCACCGCCGCCGUCAGUGCAGCUGUCAAGGGUCAGGGAGCCAUCACAGAGAAGCUGCGUAGCUUGAGUAUGCAUGACCUCACACAGAUAAGCCAGCAGGACGACAGAGGAAACCAGCUGUACCAGUACAGCUCCCACUCUGCCAACCCCGCCAUCAGGAGAUCUCAGAGCACCGAUGCUGCCGAGGGACCAGAAUACUUUUAUGACCAGGAGGAGAGGUCGGAUGAGGAGACUGAGCCAACCUUCUCUGAAGAUGAGGCUCUUACUCAGAAAGGCCUGAGACGAUCGCAGAGUGUCAAGAUCACACGUUCCAGAGUUCGUAAAGAUGCUCGUUAUGGAUCCCUGAGGAUUAAAGGCAAGAAGAGACCAGCACUGAGCUCUGUUAAUUAUGGGACGUAAAACGACUACUGCUGAGACAGACAGCAGACAGCAGACUGCCUGCCUGCUGGUUGGUGGAUGGUGUUGUCAGUCUGUAUUCCAGCUCUUCUCGGUCUGAACUCCUUCGUCUCUCCGAUCGUGAGCUUUGUGCUGACAUAUUUAUCCCCUAACUCAUCUUAAACCAGAGACCCUCAGAGAACUUUGUCUUUGGGAUGAUUACAUACAUGCAUACAUUGCAUGGAGGUUUUGUUUGUUUUAUCCGUUUUUCUUUACUGUUGUAGUGUUUUGGUGUGAUGUUAUAUAUCUGUGGUCUUCAGAUUUUAGAUUCAUCUGUAAGUCAUUUUUUUAUUUGUGGUACCACUUUCUAAUAAGACAUCCUCUAUGUGCAGUUGAUGUAAAACUAAUGCUUCAUUAAUUGCACAGGUAUGAGCUACUAAUAUAAGCAAGGUUUUGGGUUGCCAGGUUUGACUGUGGUUUGUGAACUUGGUGUGUGUGUGUGUGUGUGUGUGUGUGUGUGUGUGUGUGUGUGUGUGUCUGUCUCCAAGUAGACUGUCCUCUCGUCUUCUGGAUCAGAUAUUUUAAUUAUAAUAAACAAAAGUUUUAAGAUAAUAACCACAGACCCUGUGGCUUCAUAGAAGUCGGAGCCAGGACCCUUUUAAUGGUGAUGUGGUGAACAUAUUAGCGACGUUAGCAUUUAUCCCUAGUUUGUUUUCAUUUCUUUCGGAAAUGCCAACUUUGGCAUCUGUUAUCAGAACCAGCUGUGAAACACCACUGUUCUCUACCCGGUGAGGAAAGUGAAUAAUAAAUAUUGCAGUUCAUUACCUUUUAAAGGCUAAAACAAUCAUUACAACAAUCCAAAGAUAUUUUUUACAACCUGGCAACCCAAAAGUUUUUAUUUCUGGCUUAUAAAUGUUCAACAAAGCAUUAUUAAAUUAUCCAUUAGGUAAAGUGAAGCCUUUUACCUUUUGAAAACAUGGCAUCCGUUUUGCCUCUGCUGCCUUUCAGGUAUUCAAUGAGGAACUUGUUUUAAGGACACUGACACUUUGUUCAGUUUGAGUCAGUUAACUGCUCUGUGGCUUAGUAUACUAAUGAAUGCUUUUUUGGGUGGACUCAAUCAGGCUCAGACACUUGCAUCAUUCCCUGACACAGUGGUAACAGUAUGAGAGCCCAUGUCUCAGAGGGACACCAUCUGGUCUGAACUCUUGGACUUUAGGAGAAGAGGGAUUGAACCUGUCUGAGAGAAACACACUUGAAUGAAACUAAUGAACACCAGCCGAUCCUUAUUGCCGUCGGAGGAAGACCCUGAACACCGACGAAGAGGAGUAAUGGGAAGAGAAAACCACGUUGAUAAACACAGGGAUGAACUCUAACUCCUUUUUAAUGCUGAUUUCUUAUUUUCCUGCUUUUUACGCAUUUAUUUUUAUAUGAUCACAUCCCUGGUUGUAAAUUUCAACCUGUAACAGAGAAGAUUAGCUUUUUGAAAGUUGUUGUUGUGUUGUAACCAACUGUUUUGCACAUAUACCUCCUCCCAAAUAAUUUUUAUCAUUGCUGUUGUUGCUUGUCAUCUCAUUUUAUAAUGCACUUUGCUGUGUGAGGAUGCAGCACAGAGUGAGCUUAAAAUUCUUGAUGAUGGACACUAAAACUUGCAGAGUGUUGUAUUGUAAAGUGUGACUUGUUUUUGUUCUCUUGUACUGAAGUUAGAGAUACCCUCCUGACAGACUGCAGAAGGUUCCUUUAACAGUGACUGUGGUGUAGAGUCAGUUUCGACUGUUUCUCUGGCAGAAACAUUGUCCCUCUAAUCAGUCGUUGUGCUUCUGACUCAGCACUAUGAAUGAUUUGUGUGUGUUCUUGGAAACUAGGGAGCUGAUACCGCUGGGUGACAAAUUAAAGGAGAAACAUGAAUCCAGUGGUGACAGUGAGUGUCUGGCUAGUCGAAGGAGGAGGCCUGGAUUUUGUCCUCAUCACUUGCAUUGAAAUCACCGUAGGAAGGGAUUUCCUCAUGGCCAGUUUUUAAAAGAAGAAGUUAUCAGCCCAUUCUCAACACUUUUUCAGCAGGGCUUUGACGCUUUAUCUAAUAUUCAGAUCUUGUGAGAGUUAAAUUAUGAAUGUUUGUGCAAAUUCAAGCAAGCACGGUGGAUCAUUUAAUAUAGUUUGUGAGAAGCAGUGUGGAGGACUUUUAGAUUCUGGACUCUUGAUGGCAUAAUGGCCAAAACUGCUAAGGCUGUUUUUUUACUGUUAAAUCUGUAGAGUCGCCUGCUGCUGCCGCUCAGAUGCAGCAGAACAGAAACACUUGUGCAAAGGGCUCAUAUAAAGGCCAUUUACCAAUUGAUGAUCACAUUGUUUUUAAAAUGUUGGUUGGAGUUUCCAACUUAAACUUUUUUUUUAAAGUGAAAGCCCUAGAUUUACGAUGGAUGAAAACCUAGUCUCAAGCACAUAUGACAUGUCAUGCAUCAGUAUAGCUGCGUGUGUGUGGAUCUCUGUGAAGACAUGAACAGAGCAUGUGUCUGUUCUCCCCUCCAGUAGAAUUCAACACACUUGGAACCAUCUCUGACAAGAAGCACUGGAGCGUUGUGGUGGGACAGCACCUUUCCCAAGCUGUUUUUACACCUGCAUGUCUGUGUGACUGCUGCAAUCCAUAGGACAGACAACUGUCCAGAACGUCCAAACCAUGUGUGCCCACUGGUGUGCGCCUGCCCAGACUUCCAGUGGAGUAUAUCAGGGUCUUCAGCUGCUGUUAGAUUUUCCUCUUGUCAUUCAUCUGUAUUUCUGAGGAAGCCUGAGAACAUCUCCUUCCUAUGAGUGACUGUUUAAUCCCCUGACAAAUCGACUGUCUCCUACAUGUGACCUUGUAAGUGAUGUUAUAUAUUUACCAUAAGUCUUAUCCAGCUUUAUGGAAACCAAAGCUCUGUUUGUCUUUAUCUGGGUUCAACAACAAGCCAAACUUGCUCAUGUCCUAAUGUCCAAUUCUAACAACUGACUAAUGAUACCAAAGCUUCAUGUAGUCACCCUGAGCUGUUGGGCUGGGCUGUUUGAUCGGUGGAGGUUAAACAUCUGGUGUGUGUGGCUUGCUGGAUUGUUAUUGCAAUAAAAUAAACGCUGCCCCAUCACAGUGAGGGCAACAAAUAAA
This is a messenger RNA of Hippoglossus stenolepis (Pacific halibut), 4228 nucleotides long. It is a transcript of the gene reep3b, whose product is annotated as receptor accessory protein 3b. The coding region runs from base 337 to 1122 and encodes 261 amino acids. Gene Ontology annotation, cellular component: endoplasmic reticulum membrane; cytoplasmic microtubule; endoplasmic reticulum tubular network. Lineage: Eukaryota; Metazoa; Chordata; Actinopteri; Pleuronectiformes; Pleuronectidae. Gene Ontology annotation, molecular function: microtubule binding. The transcript has 8 exons. The record is from RefSeq and is a predicted model, not a curated record. Gene Ontology annotation, biological process: endoplasmic reticulum tubular network organization.